Molecule: messenger RNA, 913 nt
Organism: Pneumocystis murina B123
Lineage: Eukaryota; Fungi; Ascomycota; Pneumocystomycetes; Pneumocystales; Pneumocystaceae
Exons: 3
Coding region: 27-731 (234 amino acids)
Biological process (GO): translation
Cellular component (GO): mitochondrion
Molecular function (GO): ribosomal large subunit binding
Source: RefSeq, a predicted model, not a curated record
CAUUUAUUAAAAAUUAAUUAUUUUGAAUGUCCUUUUUAUUUUAUAAACGAUAUCUUUUUUAUUUUAAAUCUUUUAAAAAAUAUAUACAUCAGAAAUCUUUCUUAUCAUUUGAAUUAAAAUCAAAAAGAAAUAAAGAAAUAUAUGGGAUUGAAAAUAUAAAAGAAAUUAUGGACACAAAAAAGCUAAAUGAAAGUCUCAACGAUGCAAUUUUAUAUUUAAAAAAAGAGUCAGAAUCUCUUAAAAUGGGUCGAUCUAAUCUUUCUUUACUUGAUAAUUUGAAAAUUCCUAUUUCUAAAAAGAAAAGUGCUUUACUUAAAGAUCUAGCACACGUAUCUAUGCAAAAUAAUAAAUCCAUAUUACUGACAAUUUAUGAUAAUGAUAAUACCAAAAUUUUGGUUUCUACGAUACGAUCUUCAUCACUUGGACUUAAUCCUGUUAUUCAUCCGUUAAAUCCUCAUCAAUAUAUUAUACCUUUACCUCCACUAACAAAAGAAAAUCAAAAAAAAAAGUUAAUAGAGAUAUCAAAACUUGGAGAAAACACAGAAAUAAUAAUACGAAAUAUAAGAACAAAAAACAUGAAACGUUUAAAAAAAGCCAAACAACAAGGUGAAUUAACUGAAGAUGAAAUAAAACUUAAAGAAAAAGAAAUUACAAAAAUAAUUAGUAAUGCAAAUAAUGAAGUGAAAAAAAUUAUUGAAUCUACAAAAAAAAGUAUUUCAGAAAAUCAAUAAUGUAUCCGUAUUUUUAUUCAAGAUAAUUAUUUAUUAUGCAUAAGUCAUAAUAAGAUCUAUAUAUUAUACAUAUGUACUAUGACAUAUAUUACGUAGAUAUUGUAUCUAAACAGUCUUUUGUUUUAUCAUCUCAUUUAUGAUAUUAAUCAUUUCAAUCUUCUGAUUUGGCUUUAUUGACGAGU